Molecule: messenger RNA, 1432 nt
Organism: Rhodofomes roseus
Lineage: Eukaryota; Fungi; Basidiomycota; Agaricomycetes; Polyporales; Fomitopsidaceae
Exons: 9
Coding region: 164-1357 (397 amino acids)
Source: RefSeq, a predicted model, not a curated record
AGAAUAGCUGAAAAAGCUGACGUCGGUUGUUCUUCAGGCGUUUUUGGUUUUCGUCCCUUGCGGACGUGGAUAAUCCGGCCAUAAUCCGCCAUGGGCAGCUCUAUUCAUGUAGCUGACUGACAGAUCAUACUGACGAGUCACGACGUGCGCCCUUGUAGAGGUCAUGAUAGACUUUGUUUCCGGUCGGAUUCUGGGAUUACGAUGGACAAAGCCAUCCCUCCCUCCGGUCGGAGUCGGGGAAGACACACCGAACAUGAAGCGCAGUCGCUGCCGCCCCUUUUUCCGGGUAUAUCCUCCAGCUCCUCGGACCUUGUCGAUGUUGGGUCCGUGGGGAGUGUCACUGCUGACUUGCCGGAAUGUCGAGGAGUGGUACCAUAUCGUACUUCUGGCAGAAUGGUGUGUCGAACCUUGCUGCGAAUCUUGCUCUUGUUUGCCUCGAAAAUGUCUGUAUGGCAUUUUCUUUGUUCUCUGCCUCACGUCCAUCUUCCUUCUUGGUCGGCGGCGCCGCUUCCCUUCGCCCAAUGUUCGAACGUACACACAUCCCCUCUUCGUUGGAACCGUUCUUCUUGCUCUCAGCAUUACAGCGCAUUGGCUUCUGACCGACAUACGCUUAUUCCAAGCGUUGAUUUAUUUCGAAGGCGGAACGGAGCCCGUUCUGUUCCUUGGUGAUCUGUCCCAAGCGACGAAGAUUGCACAGACAGCCACUUUGGUUCUCUCUGUAUUCAUAUUCGAUGCAAUGAUGAUAUACCGUGUCUGGGUAGUCUGGUCCUACAGCAUAUAUGUCACUGUGUUCCCAAUGCUAUGCUGGAUAGUAUAUGCUGUAUGCGGGAGUAUCAUGCUCUACCACUCUUCGCUCUAUAAGCUGGGUUCCGACGUCUUCGACAUGCCGAUAGGCGAUUGGAUGACGGCUCUGUGCGUGUUCAUGAUCUGCCAUUCUAGUAUUUAUAGCACAGUCAUGAUCGCAUUGCGCAUAUGCCAAACAAGCCUCCGCGUAGAGAUAUUCGGGAAGGACCCUGCAAUGCGCGCUAUUGCUGUGUUCACUGAGAGCGCAGCGCUCUAUGCGACGUGGACGAUCUUCUUCUUUGUCACGUAUGAGGCCGGCUCGAACCUACAGAAUAUCGCCAACGCGACAUGCCCUGCGAUGGCCGGUAUUGCGUCCAUGCUGAUCAACGUUCGUGUGGGACUAGGGUGGGCUUUCAAACCCGCUCCCCGUUCUACUGCGCAAACCUCGAUCCCCUUGUCUUUCGUUCAUUCUUCACGACAGGAUAUUUCCCGAGAACUCACAGGACGCUCCGUGGACAUACGUCACAUAUUAGAAGCCAGGGAAGCAGUGGACGAGGACGAGCUGACCAAGUGAAUUCGUACAACCCGCUAUGUACCAUCGGAUAUCAGUGGGUGACAAUAUUGAAUAUGCGUCUUGCUCCCGUCGUAA